Messenger RNA from Teleopsis dalmanni, 1022 nucleotides. Its product is annotated as coiled-coil domain-containing protein 124-like. Gene Ontology annotation, cellular component: nucleus. Gene Ontology annotation, biological process: transcription by RNA polymerase II. The record is from RefSeq and is a predicted model, not a curated record. Gene Ontology annotation, molecular function: transcription coactivator activity. The transcript has 2 exons. The coding region runs from base 132 to 770 and encodes 212 amino acids. NCBI's taxonomy places the organism in Eukaryota, Metazoa, Arthropoda, Insecta, Diptera, Diopsidae.
CUAAAUUGUGUGCGCUGAGAAGGCAAUGCUGUGCACAGACGUCAAAAUGUUUGCGAUUACUUUCCUGUAAAAUAAAUUAAAAAUUGGUAAUAAAAAUAGUUUUUGAGUGCAAUUUCUACAAAACAGUCAAAAUGCCGAAGAAAACGGGCAUGAACUCUAAAGCUGUCGAGGCUCGUGAACGCAAGGAAGCAACAAAGAAAGCCACUCAGGAGAAGGCAAAAAAAGACGCUGAGGACAAAUUGUGGCAGGAUGACGACAAAAACCUAGCAAAGAAGCAACAACGUCGUGAAGACGAAGAACGUAAGAAAGCUGAGCAACUCCGUCGUAAGGCCGAAAGUAAAGCACUGCUAGAUGAAGAAAUGUCAUCAAUUAAAACACAAGGUAAACAACCACUUGCAAAAAUCAGUCGCCAGCAAUUGGCAGAGGAGCUAGAGAAAAAGCAACGUGCCCUUGAUGCGAUCAAUGCAGCGAAACAACCCGCUGGACGUAUUGUUAUGCCCGCGCCAAUAAUUGAAGAGAAUCUAAAUCGUGCUAUGGCCGAUGUUGAGGUGGCAACAAAUGUCGAAGAGGCAUUGGCUGUUUUAAGUGUCAAAGAUGAAGUCAACAAACAUCCUGAAAAACAGAUGCGUGCCGCUUAUAAAGUAUUCGAAUCUGCUAACCUGCCACGCAUUAAGUCUGAAAAUCCCACGCUACGCCUAUCUCAGUGGAAGCAAAUACUGAUGAAGGAGUGGAACAAAUCACCAGAUAAUCCCUUUAAUCAAGCACAAUGAUUGUACCCAACAAAAAUAAAUUAGAACAGAUUUUUGGCAAACGAAUUUCACUUCAUCGAGCUAUAACUAUGGAAACAAAUAGGUCCUUUGGCAUAUUUUCAUGCAGAAGAAAAUAGUUUAAGUAGAAAUUAAAUUCAAAUGAUAUAUUAAUUACAAUAGUAUAUUAAUUAAAAAUUUUAUACUUCAAAGUCAAACAUUUGUUUACUUAAUGGUUUUCAUGCCUCCUGCCAAAACACCACCCUGUAUAUAAUU